Messenger RNA from Glycine soja, 1501 nucleotides. Its product is annotated as myosin-8. Lineage: Eukaryota; Viridiplantae; Streptophyta; Magnoliopsida; Fabales; Fabaceae. Gene Ontology annotation, cellular component: vesicle; cytoplasm; actin cytoskeleton. Gene Ontology annotation, molecular function: microfilament motor activity; actin filament binding. The transcript is spliced from 11 exons. The coding region runs from base 465 to 1433 and encodes 322 amino acids. Gene Ontology annotation, biological process: vesicle transport along actin filament; actin filament organization. The record is from RefSeq and is a predicted model, not a curated record.
UUUGUUUUUAUUAAUUUCAGGCUGCAAGAGAAACUGGAGCUCUCCAAGCUGCCAAAAAUAAGCUUGAAAAGCAAGUUGAAGACCUUACAUUGAGGUUGCAGCUGGAAAAACGGCUGAGGAUCAACAUUGAAGAAUCAAAAACACAAGAAAAUGAAAAACUGCAAUCUGCUUUGCAAGCGAUGCAACUUCAGUUUAAAGAAACCAAGUUGUUAGUUCAAAAGGAGCGUGAGGCUGCAAAAAGAGAAGCUGAGAGAGCGCCUGUCAUACAGGAGGUUCCUGUUGUUGACCAUGCUUUGUUGGAGAAGCUCACUAGUGAAAAUGAGAAACUCAAGACCUUGGUGAGUUCAUUGGAAAAGAAAAUUGAUGAAACAGAAAAAAGAUAUGAAGAGGCAAACAAAAUUAGUGAAGAAAGGUUGAAGCAGGCUUUGGAUGCUGAAUAAAAAAUAAUCCAGUUGAAGACUACUAUGCAAAGGCUUGAAGAGAAAUUCUCAGAUAUGGAAACUGAAAACCAGGUUCUUCGGCAACAGUCUCUGCUAAACUCAUCUUCAAAAACAAUGUCAGAGCACCUUUCUACCCACAUAUCUGAGAAGUUGGAAAAUGGUCACCAUGUGCUGGAAGAUCAGAACAAUGCUGAAGCACAGAGUGUCACACCUGUGAAGAAGUUUGGUACAGAAUCUGAUGGCAAAUUAAGGAGAUCCUUCAUUGAACGUCAACAUGAGAAUGUUGAUGCACAUGCACUUGUCAACUGUGUUAUGAAAAAUAUUGGUUUCCAUCAUGGAAAGCCUGUUGCUGCAUUUACCAUUUACAAAUGUCUUCUCCACUGGAAAUCAUUUGAGGCUGAAAGAACAAGUGUAUUUGAUCGUCUUAUCCAGAUGAUUGGUUCUGCAAUUGAGAAUCAAGAUGACAAUGAUCUUAUGGCCUAUUGGCUGUCAAAUUUGUCUGCACUAUUGUUUUUGCUCCAGCAAAGUCUAAAAUCUGGUGGUGCAGCUGAUGCAACUCCUGUAAAGAAACCGCCAAAUCCGACAUCCCUCUUUGGAAGAAUGACUAUGGGUUUCCAUUCAUCCCCUUCUUCUGCCAACCUUCCUACCCCAUCAUUGGAUAUUGUACGCAAGGUAGAAGCUAAAUAUCCUGCUUUGCUUUUCAAGCAACAGCUCACAGCCUAUGUGGAGAAAAUAUACGGUAUCCUUCGAGACAACUUAAAGAAAGAAUUGGCAUCAAUGCUUUCGUUACGUAUACAGGAAAUGGGUGUCAUCUCUUGGAAGAUCCCAGCAUGUGGGAACAUGUGUGUUUGCUGUCCAGCUUUGAGGUCAAGAUCACGCCAGCCAGUCAAACGAUACAGAAAACUGCUUGCUGAUAUAUUCCCUAAGUCCCCUAUAAAACCUCGGUAUUCCUUCAGGAGAAAGGAAAUACGCCCUGGAGAGUUUCAGGUAUAAUUUGUUUUCAUUUUAAUGAUCUGUGACUAGUAUUUUUAUUUCCAUUUUCUUGCAAUCAUUAAAGUGUG